GGCGAUGUCAUCCUGUCGGGGUUGAGAGACGGAAACCCUGUCAUCUAUCGAAGAAACUCAUGUUAGAAGUUGUCCUGAAUCUAUCCAUCUGUGGAAGUUGUGGACUGGUCAUACCAGGAGAAGUGUGCGGCUGUCCCUCAGACCCGACGGCGAACCCGGUCUCGACAACCUUACUCUCUGGGCCCGAAACCGCCGACCAAUCAUCUCCUGAAAUGUUCCUACCUAAUCUAAACAGCUCCCCAAGAAGGUGCCACCAAGUGCGGGAGCUUGUUUCUGGUUCCCCCGAGAUCUGAGGAGUAGCAUUUCCGGCUGACAUGAUCGCAGAUGGAGUUCAUGAGCGAAUCGAGUCGAACGGUCGAGCCAGGCGAGAAUCAAUAUGGAGCAGACGUGGAUCAGGCUAGAAGAGAACAACGCCGGCGGUUCGCCUCAGUUAUAUCCCUCUGGAGCCUCGCACAACAGCCGAGUGACCACACCGCUAGUCGAUCCGGACUCUCGGCGGCAUAUGCAGUACAAUAUGACCGACACGCCGCAACCAGAACGCGAAACUCACGCUCAUUCUCAGUUUCCCCAGUCUCCCGGGAUCCCAAUCCACGGCUUCAAUCACCCGCCACCAGGCUUCAGUGCAAAGACUCUCUCCCUGCAAUGUCAGAUCGUCAAAUCAUACCUUGCACCCAUCGACCUUUCGCUCGUGCUGCCGGUCAAGGGCUGUCGGCAUGAGGAGGAGUUCCUCCUCGGCGAAGUCCCCGAGAUUCCGUCACGGGGUGACUACGAGCUGGUGUCGCCUCUCUUGUAUGGAAAGAAGACUGGCUCGAGGAUGUGGACUGCGCUGCAUCUUGCAGCUCUCCUGGGUCAAGCCCUGAUCAUCGACACCCUGCUCAAGAAUGGAGCGCAAGCCGACAAAGCUGCGGCGGAUCCGAGAUCUUUGCCUACGCUGCCGGCCGCCAGAAACUAG
This is a messenger RNA of Microdochium trichocladiopsis, 952 nucleotides long. RefSeq lists its product as uncharacterized. The coding region runs from base 377 to 952 and encodes 191 amino acids. Gene Ontology annotation, molecular function: protein binding. The record is from RefSeq and is a predicted model, not a curated record. The transcript is spliced from 3 exons. NCBI's taxonomy places the organism in Eukaryota, Fungi, Ascomycota, Sordariomycetes, Xylariales, Microdochiaceae.